Branchiostoma floridae (Florida lancelet) is the source of this 1194-nucleotide messenger RNA. Its product is annotated as centrosomal protein 20-like. NCBI's taxonomy places the organism in Eukaryota, Metazoa, Chordata, Leptocardii, Amphioxiformes, Branchiostomatidae. The transcript is spliced from 6 exons. Gene Ontology annotation, biological process: cilium assembly; microtubule anchoring. Gene Ontology annotation, cellular component: centrosome; motile cilium; ciliary basal body. Bases 1 to 579 code for a protein of 192 amino acids. Gene Ontology annotation, molecular function: protein binding. The record is from RefSeq and is a predicted model, not a curated record.
AUGGCUUCCACCAGCAGAGCGACGGUGGACGAACUGAAAAAUGUGCUGAAGGAGUCCCUGGAAGCUCGCGGCGUGAUGGGCCAGUUACAGGCGCGCGUCCGAGCAGAAAUCUUCAAGUCGAUGCAGGACCCUCUGGAGGAGAAACCUCGGCUGAACCACGAGAACAUGCUGAUUAACGAGCUGAUCCGGGAGUACCUGGAGUUCAACAAGUACAACCACACACACACUGUCCUGCUGGCAGAGACAGGCCAGCCCAGGACUCCCCUGAGUCGAGACUUCCUGGCGAGAGAACUGAAUGUGAGGGAGGACCCAGACACUGCCUCUGUCCCACUACUGUACGGCAUCCUGAAUCACUUCACCAGCAGGAGGCAGGACACGCUUCCCGCCGCGAGGCCUGCGGACAUCCCAUCAUCCUCCGCUCUGUACAGACCGCACAGCUCGCCGCCGCUGUCCAGUCGUUCCCGAUCACCGGUCAGAACAGAGCAGGAGCCAUUCAGCAGGGAGCGGGGCAGUCAUAUGGAAUAUGUUAGAGAAGGCAUGGAGGGCCAGCCUCUGGUGUAUCAGGGAGGCAGGAGAUGAUGGCAUCAGGACAAGUGACAAUGGUACUUACUAAUAGUGUCUCCUGAAUGGAAACUGCUUGGUGAGACCCUCUAGUCGUCACAGUCAGAUGCGGGGUCGUCUGGGCUGGUCGGGUCGUAGUGUUUAAAGCGGAACAUGAUGACAUCACCAUCAAACACACCAAUCAGGUCCACCCCUGGGGUACACAAGAGGAUGAAUUGUAAAGUUUGCUCAUAUCUUAUAAAUUGAAUCUUCUUAGAUGAUUUACAAUACUAUUAAUAGGAAGGAAUUUUUCUUUGUUGAGUCUGUAUACACUGUAGAAAUACAUACUUGUUGGAGGAUUUACCUUGGAUUUAUGUACUAAGAGGAUAUCAUACCUUGCGGAUUUAUCUUAGUGGGCCACUGGCACUUAUAUUUCUGGCCGCCACAGAUACAUGACAGUCACUUAUUGAUUACAUUAUUUGUUUAAAUGUGUUGGGGCACUUUGGAAGAUAUAUGUACAUGUACAAUGUGUGUAUAAUUGAUAUACAAAUUGCAUGUCACCUUUCGAACCUUACGUAGCAUUCUGAUAAAAAACAUUGGCUUGCUUCUGUCAAAUAAAGUCCUAAAGAUACCGUGUAUAUACAUGUAUACACC